Molecule: messenger RNA, 521 nt
Organism: Tetrahymena thermophila SB210
Lineage: Eukaryota; Ciliophora; Oligohymenophorea; Hymenostomatida; Tetrahymenidae
Exons: 1
Source: RefSeq, a predicted model, not a curated record
CAAGUCCGUCCAUCUAUCCUUAAAAAAUGAAUAGGAAAACUAAACAUAGUCAAAAUAUAAAAAUGUUUUUAAUAUAAUUUUCCCUGAAUUGAUAAAUUAAAUUAUCAAAUAUAAAAUAAUAAUUUAUCAAUUUAAAUUAAUUUAAAUUGUAGAUCAUAUUGAUAAGAUAAUAUAAAAAGAACAUAAGAGACAAAUACUAGCUAUAGAAGACAAUUAGAAAGGUAUAUUAAUGUAAAGAAUGAACGACCUUGCUUUUUUUAAAAUGAUAGCAGCUACCAAUUGGAAAUUUGAUCAGAUCCAUAUGGCAGGUGAAAGUACAACAUUAAGAGAGAUACAAGCCAAAGAAAAAGAAAGAGAUGAGGAACUGAAGAAAUUAAAUAAAUACAAAAUAUGAUUUAUAUAUAAAUAUUAAUAAUAUAAUAUAAAUAAUUAGCAAAGAUUUGUUUUGCAUAUUUGUAAAGGAAAAUAAAUACAAUUAAUUUAAAUUGUAAGUAAACCUCGAAUAUUCUCAAUUAAAUUAG